This is a messenger RNA of Ipomoea triloba (trilobed morning glory), 2280 nucleotides long. RefSeq names its product cationic amino acid transporter 8, vacuolar. The coding region runs from base 218 to 2023 and encodes 601 amino acids. The transcript has a single exon. The record is from RefSeq and is a predicted model, not a curated record. Gene Ontology annotation, molecular function: amino acid transmembrane transporter activity. Gene Ontology annotation, biological process: amino acid transport; transmembrane transport. Lineage: Eukaryota; Viridiplantae; Streptophyta; Magnoliopsida; Solanales; Convolvulaceae. Gene Ontology annotation, cellular component: plasma membrane.
GCAGCUGAGAUGAAUCAAGACUCGAAGCCUCUAUUUAAAUAUUAACCUGGACCUGAAACUGUGUAAGAUACGGAUUAGGAUUACUAGGAAUUAGGAACAUCCAUAUCGGAUUCUAACUUAGAGAGUCCAAUCAAAGCUCUCCGCUUGUUGUUUCCGAAUUGGGAAUUUGGAAUUUGGAAUUACACCUUAUUUAGGGGACUGGAGUGGCUAUAAAAUCAUGAAACCGCCCUCCAUUGCCUCUGAAGUUCUUCAGGAUCUCAGUUCUCCGCUCACCGCCGCCAUGGAUGAUAAGAGGAGAUCGUACUGGAGGUUUAGCAAGACCGAUUUUUUCCCGGAGCCCACAUUCGAGAACUUCUCCACCUACCUCCACGCGCUGGGCCGGACGCCGGGUCGGCUGAAAGAUCGGGUUUUGGCCCGCUCCGAUGAGGCCACGGAGAUGGUGGAGCUGAAGAAGGAGUCGGAGAAUGAGAUGCAGAAAUGUUUGACAUGGUGGGACCUAAUGUGGCUCGGAUUCGGGUCGGUCGUCGGGUCGGGUAUCUUCACAAUUACCGGUCUCGAAGCGCGCUAUCACGCGGGCCCUUCCAUUGUUCUAGCCUACGCAAUCUCCGGCCUCUCCGCUUUGCUUUCAGUUUUCUGCUACACAGAAUUCUCCGUCGAGAUCCCAAUCGCCGGCGGGUCGUUCUCUUUCCUCCGCGUCGAGCUCGGCGAUUUCGUGGCGUUCUUGGCCGCAGGUAACCUUCUAUUGGAAGCCAUUGUAGGCGCCGCGGGGCUAGGGCGCUCGUGGUCUUCCUAUUUUUCCAGUCUUAUAAGCAACAAUGCCGAUUUCUGGAGAAUCAAGAUUGAUUCUUUCGCCGAAGGGUUCAAUUUGUUGGAUCCAACGGCUGUGGUGAUUCUCGCCAUUGCAAAUGGAAUAGCCAUGACUGGAACUCGCCACACUUCGAUUUUGAACUGGCUAAGCUCCAUAAUUACUGCUCUGGUUAUAGUUUUCAUCAUUGUUGUUGGGUUUAUUAAUGCCAAGACUGAGAAUUUAUCCCCAUUUGUCCCUUUUGGGGCUGGGGGGGUGUUUAGGGCUGCAGCUGUAGUGUAUUGGUCUUAUACAGGUUUUGAUAUGGUGGCAACAAUGGCUGAGGAGACUAAGAAGCCCUCUAGGGAUAUACCAUUAGGGUUGGUUGGUUCAAUGUCUAUUAUCACUGUGGUUUAUUGCCUAAUGUCAUUGGCUCUCACCAUGAUGGUGAAGUACACCAUGAUUGAUGCAGAUGCCCCGUUUUCUGUUGCGUUUGAGGGGAUAGGGAUGAAAUGGGCAAAGUAUUUGGUGAGUGUUUGUGCUUUGAAGGGAAUGACGACGAGUAUGCUUGUAGGGUCUAUGGGGCAGGCGCGGUACACUACUCAGAUUGCCCGGGCACAUAUGAUUCCCCCGUGGUUUUCCUUGGUGCAUCCGAGGACUGGAACGCCGAUAUAUGCUACUUUGUUGACCACUAUAACUAGCUGCAUUAUUUCGUUCUUCACGAGCUUGGAUGUUUUGUCUAGCGUGUUCUCAUUCAGCACGCUUUCCAUUUUCAUGCUAAUGGCCGUUGCUUUGCUGGUUAGGCGAUACUAUGUUAAGGAGCAGACUACGAGAGGCGAUUAUAUCAGAUUCUUGGUGUGCCUGUUUGUCAUCAUAGGCUCGUCGAUUGGAGUGACAGUUCUUUGGAACAGGGAUAGUAGAGGAUGGGUUGGGUAUACCGUGGGAGGCGGUUUAUGGGGUUUGGGCACGUUAGGAAUGGGAUUGCUUCCGAAAAAGAGAGUUCCGAAAGUUUGGGGAGUUCCCCUCGUUCCUUUGCUGCCAUCGCUGUCGAUUGGGAUGAACUUGUUUCUUAUAGGAUCUCUUGGUGCUGCCGCGUUUUGGAGGUUCUUCGUAUGUAGCGCUGUGAUGAUAGUUUACUACCUACUCGUUGGUGUUCAUACUACGUACGACAUGGCUCAUCAAAGUCAUCCCGAUUUGAGGACUGAAGAGGGGAGAGUUGCUUCCAAUCAAGUGUUAUAGUAGGUUAGAUGCCAAAAAUUUGCAUCUUAACUUAUGUACAUAUCCCCAGAUGUCAAGGUUCUUUGGCUUAGUGUCUAGUAUGAAACAUAGAAUAUGGUUUCAUUUUAGUUUAGGAUGGUUUCUUUCUGUUCUUUUGGAGGUUGCAGUAGUGAUCAUUGACAAGUUAAUAGACAUAUGUAUGAUUAACAUGGAUUGGAAAGGAAAUGUCAAUGAAGAAUGUGUCAUUUUGAUUCAUUAUUGUCAAUGAGGUUUUGUUA